CUCCCUCUCUCGUACAGGCAUAGUAAACCCCUUAUGGCACUCCCUACUCACAAAAUGUUGUGUAUCCUUCCAAGUAAUAAAUAUACAACCCUUCCUCUCUUGUGAACCUCCAUAAAUACUCUCAUCUCCAUACCCUACUCUCUCUCUCUCUCUCUCUCUCUCUCUUCAUCUUCUCUUCCUGCUAGCACAACCAUCUUGAUAACAGCUCAAGAGGGCUUGCCUUGUUUUUGGUUUAUGUGAUCAUGGGAAUUCAGAAGCCCGCAUGGUUGGAAGCUCUCUACUCACAGAAGUUCUUCGUGGGUUGCUCUUAUCAUGAAACUGCAAAGAAGAAUGAAAAGAACGUUUGUUGUUUAGAUUGUUGCAUUAGUAUUUGCCCUCACUGUGUUCCAUCUCAUCGCUACCAUAGGCUUCUUCAAGUUCGCCGAUAUGUCUAUCAUGAUGUUGUGAGAUUGGAAGACCUCCAGAAGCUUAUAGAUUGCUCAAAUGUGCAGGCCUAUACCAUAAAUAGUGCCAAAGUAGUGUUCAUCAAGAAGAGACCUCAGAACAGGCAAUUCAAAGGCUCUGGAAACUAUUGCACUUCCUGUGAUAGAAGUCUUCAAGAACCCUUUAUUCAUUGCUCUCUAGGGUGCAAGGUAAGCCUGUCAAAAUUUUAAUUUAUCCUUAUGUUUUUACUUGAAAAUUGCUAGUAGGAUUUUCUCGGAUAAUCACAUGAAAUAAUCAACUCUAUUAUCAAUUCAAGAAAUUGCAAUUGAAACAUAAUUAAAAAUCUACAAUCUUGGAGAGGGUAUCUUAGUUCAUAAUCAUACAUAAUUUAUUUGUGUGAUUCAUUUUUAUUAUUAUAGGUGGAGUUUGUGCUGAAACACUAUAAGGACCUCUCUCCAUACCUAAGGAAAUGCAACUCUUUAACACUUGGUCCUGACUUCUUCAUCCCUCAAGACAUGGGAGACGAUGAGAUGACGAAUGAGACGCCACAUUCGACGAUCGUGGACUCCGACGAGCCGAUGAGUUGGUCUUCCGGCUCAUCAGCAUCGGAGAAUAUGAGCAUGGCAUGCACUCAAGAGAUUGUACGGAGGAAGAGGAGUGGAUUAUACGUAUGUGGAAGAUCAGCUAAUAAGGUUUCGGAUGAGGACAUGGCUACUAGCAUGAGUAGAAGAAAAGGGAUCCCUCAUCGAUCUCCUUUGUGUUAAUGAAUAAAUUAGCAAAAUUAUUAACAAAAACAAGAAAAAUUUUAAUUACCACUGCUACUAUAAUUAAUCUUUAGUUUAAUUUGAUAUUUUGACUGAAUCAGUCCCUUCAAAUGUUCUAUCUCUUUCUUUUCAAUUUAAGUUAAUUAAUCA
Molecule: messenger RNA, 1337 nt
Organism: Hevea brasiliensis (rubber tree)
Lineage: Eukaryota; Viridiplantae; Streptophyta; Magnoliopsida; Malpighiales; Euphorbiaceae
Product: protein RGF1 INDUCIBLE TRANSCRIPTION FACTOR 1
Exons: 3
Coding region: 243-653 (136 amino acids)
Source: RefSeq, a predicted model, not a curated record